AUGGGAAAGAAAGGGAGUUGGUUUUCAGCAAUCAAGAGGGUUUUCACACACCACUCCAAGGGCAAGCAGGAUUCAGAUAACAAAAGUUCAAAAGAGAAGAAGAAAGGUCGGGGUAAACUAAAACAUGGAGAGACCAAUUCUUUCAUCCCGCUCUUCAGAGAGCCCAGCAGCAUUGAGAAAAUAUUUGGUGACUUUGAAAGAGAGCAACAAGUGCUUGCAAUUAGGCCUCCCACACCUCCUGCGCGACCCAAAACACCGCCUUUUGUUCCUCCUAGAGUUGCUUCUCCUAGGCCUCCUUCUCCAAAGCCCCCUUCUCCGAAGGCUCCUUCUCCACGAGUCACCUCUCCCAAAGCAGCAUCUUCUCGGAAUGUUCAUCACAACAGACCCGAGCCAACUUUACGGAACCAGCAUGCGUCGGCUACUAAGAUUCAGGCUCUUUACAGAGGUUAUACGGCGAGGAGGAGUUUUAGAGCUCUUAAGGGUUUGGUAAGGCUUCAAGGAGUGGUAAGAGGACAGAAUGUGAAGAGGCAGACAGUUAGUGCCAUGAAACACAUGCAGCUGUUGGUGCGAGUUCAAUCCCAGAUUCAAUCUAGAAGAAUCCAGAUGCUGGAAAACCAGGCACGAUAUAACGCUGAGUUCAAGAACGAUAAGGACGCUGCAAGUACCUUUGGAAAACUAACUUUAGGACAUGGUUCUGAGGCAGGUAACAGCGAAGAUUGGGAUGAUAGCUUACUGACAAAAGAGGAAGUAGAUGCAAGGCUGCAAAGGAAAGUGGAAGCAAUCAUCAAAAGAGAGAGAACAAUGGCAUUUGCAUAUUCUCAUCAGUUGUGGAAGGCCACGCCAAAAUCAACUCAAACACCGGUGACAGACAUGCGAUCAAGUGGAUUCCCAUGGUGGUGGAACUGGUUGGAAAGACAGCUACCUGCAACAUCAAACCCACAAGAAAAACAAGUCCUAAAAAAUUUUCAACUAACUUCGCCGAGACCAUAUUCAGAACAAAAGACAAGUCCAAGACCUGGCUCAAGCACUCAAAGGCAACAUCAUCAUCCUUUUGCCUUUGAUAACAUGGAUACAUCCACUCCAAAAUCGACAAAAUCAACGAUAUUUCCAUCUUCAAAACCAUCUAGAACUCCUCCAUUUAGAACUCCACAAGGAAACAGUUCAAGCAUGAUGUCAAAAUAUUCAAGGUCAAAAGCAGUAGGGUCCAGUUCACCUUUCGACGUGCCAAUGAAAGACGACGACAGUCUCACAAGCUGUCCACCGUUUUCGGUUCCAAACUACAUGGCUUCAACGGCUUCUGCUAAGGCGAAAGUACGCGCUAGUAGUAAUCCAAGAGAAAGAUUCGGCGGUGGUAGUAGCGGUUGUGUAACUCCAACUCCAAGCAAUGAUUCAAAAAGAAGAGUCUCAUUUCCUUUAUCACAAGGAAUAGGAUCAUUCAAAUGGAACAAAGGGUCAGUGUUCUCUAGCAAUAAGGAUCCUCAUGGUUCACACAGGACACCAGAUAAAUAUCAGGAAUCUAUAGGAAAUGUGAGUGUGGAUUCGACGGUAUCAUUGCCUGCAAGGGUCGGAAGAAAGCCUUUUACAAGAUUUGUGUGA
Vicia faba (fava bean) is the source of this 1596-nucleotide messenger RNA. The record is from the annotation of a GenBank genome assembly. Lineage: Eukaryota; Viridiplantae; Streptophyta; Magnoliopsida; Fabales; Fabaceae.